CUUCGAAGCGAGGUAGUAUUUCCCCGCGCACUCGUAAAUUCUUUCGACGGAUAAAAUAUACGCGUGUUUUUUUUUUAUAGUGUCAACUGUCAAGAAAUGUGUGCAUAGUGCCAAAAAGUGCUUGUGUUUUUUUUUUAAAGGAGUUCUCUUUCUGUUAAGCCAGUAAUUUUCAUGGCAACCAAAAAAAAAGUUGUUCGUUUGCCUUCCGUGGCUGAAGAAGGCACUACUCGAACACCAGAUGGAGAAGAAAAUGAUGGUAGCGACAACAAUCCUGGUUCCUCGAGAGCAAUCUCAGCAGCCACAUCUAGAGAAGAAGACGAUGACUCGAGUAACAACGCUAGUAAUGAAAGCAAGAGUCCUGGACAAAGGCGACCGAUCAUUGCAUCGAGUUCGUCAAGCUCUCACAAGUCCAUGCAGGACACUGAGAGACCAGGAUCUGACUCUGACAAACGAGGCCAUAAAUGGAGACACAUCCAAGCUGUUAUGGCAUACUACCAGGCACUCAGGAAAAUAAAGAGAACAAAGUCGAAUCAAAGAUGGAUGAAGCUGAGAACGACAGUGCAACUGAGUUCAGCGAUCCAGAAGAAACCCCCAUUGAAGAGAGAAGAUUCGUUUUUAAAGAGGUUCUCGACACGACAAAUACCAGAAACCCAGGAAACAGUAGAGGACACGGGCUCAGAGGGCGCUACCGGCGAACAAAGAGUAUCGAACCGACAGAGGCGACGGAAAGUCCGUGUGCCCCGAACUGUUGUGAAUCCUGAUGAAAACUUCUACUUCUACUGGCUUUGGUUGAUCACUAUCUGCGUCUUAUAUAAUCUAUGGACCCUCAUCGUGAGACAGAGCUUUCCUGAACUGCAGAUAAUGUGCCACUAUUUCUGGGUAACUUGCGAUGGCAUUGGAGAUAUUGUUUUCGCUUUGGAUCUGGUCGUUCAGCUAAGAACUGGAUAUUUAGAACAAGGAUUAAUGGUAUAUGAUUCAAAGAAAUUAGCAAAGCACUACGUAUACUCACGAGCAUUUCUGCUAGACAUCACCGCACUUCUUCCAUUGGACCUUCUGCAAUUGAAGAUUGGAACCAAUCCGAUUAUACGCUUCCCAAGAUUCCUUAAGGUGUACAGAGCUGUAAACUGCUACUAUAUAGUCGAAUCCAGGACUGUGUACCCAAACUUCUGGAGAGUGAUUAAUUUAAUCCACAUCUUGCUCAUCCUGGCUCAUUGGUUUGGAUGUUUCUACUUCCUAUUGUCUGAAGCUGAAGGAUUCCAGGGGGAUUGGGCAUAUCCGCAUCGACCAGGUGACUACGCCACUUUAACGCGUAAAUAUCUUGGGUCACUCUACUGGUCGACUUUGACCUUAACCACGAUAGGAGACCUGCCUACGCCUGAGACUAACGCUGACGCGCAUGGAGGCCCCAAAUUUUUGCCGCGGCGGGGACUCAAAUCCCGUCUUCUACAAUUCAGAUCUAACCGGGGAUACAUUUUCACGAUUGUAAGCUACUUGAUUGGCGUUUUCAUCUUUGCAACGAUAGUGGGUCAAGUUGGAAACGUCAUCACAAAUAGAAACGCGAACAGACUAGAGUUCGAGCGACUAUUGGACGGAGCGAAGACUUACAUGAGACAUCAUAAGGUGCCAGGAGGUAUGAAGCGUCGAGUACUUCGAUGGUAUGACUACUCGUGGUCUCGUGGGAGAAUUCAGGGUGGUGGUGAUAUAAACACUGCAUUGGGUCUAUUACCAGAUAAACUGAAGACCGAACUGGCUUUGCAUGUUAAUUUAAGCGUUUUAAAAAAGGUGACUAUAUUUCAAGAAUGUCAACCAGAAUUUCUUCAUGAUUUGGUUUUAAAAAUGAAGGCCUAUAUAUUUACACCUGGUGAUUCGAUUUGUAGAAAAGGCGAAGUAGCGAGAGAAAUGUUUAUAAUAGCAGAUGGUAUACUGGAAGUAAUAUCAGAGACUGGAAGAGUUUUAACUACAAUGAAAGCAGGCGAUUUCUUUGGUGAAAUAGGCAUUUUAAACCUCGAUGGUCUAAACAAGCGGACAGCGGACGUAAGAUCUGUCGGAUAUUCUGAACUUUUCUCUCUUUCACGAGAAGAUGUUUUAGCAGCAAUGAAAGAUUAUCCUGAAGCUCAAGAUAUCUUACAGACUUUAGGCAGGAAACGUUUGCAAGAAGCGAAAAGCAUGUCGAGGCAAAAAGUUAAAAGUGAAAUUAGUCCAGAUAAAUCAGCCGGAGACGAAAGUGCUCCAAAAAGGAUAGUCCACAAAUUACGUACUGAUGUAAAGGGAAUAAGAAACGCGAUCCGAAGCAGGUCACGUGUCGGUCGGCGCUCCGGCGAGUCCAUGGAGCUGCAAGCGCUCGCUGCUGAGCCAAAGCUACGCCGCAUGCCGCGCGUUGAGAGCGACGACUCGCAGCCACAGCAUCAAGAUGACAAUGACGAAACGACCUCAGGGAGCAAAGAUGGCGAAAAAGUUAUUUCGCCUAUUGGAGCUGGUUUACCAUUGCUGUCACGAUUAAAAUUGUUAAAAGAAAAACAGGACCGUGAAGAAAAAGUUGCAAAACAGAGACUUUUAACAUCUUCAGUGAUAUUAUCUCCUCCUCCCUCUUCUCAUCCAUUGCCUUCGACUAGUUCAGCACCACCAGAAGUAGAACCAGAAGUUAUUGGUGCUGGCCUCCCUUUACUACAAAGGCUGCUAUUACUUAAAGCUAAAGAAGAAAAAGAAAAAAAUCAGUUAACUCCUUCAGUCAGUAACCAGCCUUCUAGCUCUGAAACUAUAAGUCCUAGUUCAAUAAAAAGCCCUCUAAGUCCAACUAUAAAAAAUCUUAGUCCAAUGCGAAAAGGUUCCGAAUCUAGCUCACCCAGCAAACUACAGAGUCCAACAACCAAAACAUCAAGGAAAAAUUCUUCAGGCUCAAGCGAUGGUGUUUCAAAACCUAAAGUAAGUUUUAGAGAUAAAAUAUUACAAGUAAAAAGUGAUGGGACGGCUGUUUGCCAGCCACUAAGUAAAGGAAUCGCCGAAAAACCAGCAGCAGUAGUAGAACCGACACCAAAAACAGAAGGGAAUUUAAUAUCAAUACCCCAUUCUGUUGUAAGUAAAAUAAAGUCACCAGCUAAGUCUGUCGGGUCCAGCUUUCGAGAAAAAUUAAAAAUAUUACAGGGGGGAGGAUCGUCAAAAGAAAGUGACAGUUCUUCGACAGAAAAAUGUAAAACACCAGUUAUUGAAAAAUCGGCUUUAGAAAUAGCACCUAUUCAAACUAAGGAAAGUAGAGAGGAGCCAAAGAGUAAAAAACCUUGGACUAAACUUAAAAAGGCCGCUAUUUUAGGUGACACAAAAAGUAAACCUAGCUCAGAAGAUAAAAAUGAAUCUCAAAAUGUAUCUAAAGAUUCAAUAGAAGGAAAUUUACCAGAACCAAGCAUAAGUAUUUGUGUGCCAAAAAUUAAUACUGCGCAAUUAGUUAAGAUAGAUAACGCUAGUACUGAAAUUAAAAGUGACAAUCUAACGCAAGAUAAAUCCAAGACUUGCUUGUCAACCCCUUCAGAACCCGUCCAACAAGAGUCCUUAGAUUUAUUGACAAUGUCACCAAAAAAAUGUAGUGUCCCAAAUGAUAAAAUAGCUAUUAUAAGAUCAUCGUUAUCAAAAGAUAAAAAAUAUAAAUCUAUAGAUGAUCUUUCUCCAGAAUAUGGUGGACUUCCAUUUGUAAAAAAGCUUAAAAUACUCAAUGAACGUCAGAAGUUGGCGGAACUUGAAAAAGUUAUGAAAUUUAGAAGUUCGAGUUUAGACUGUGCAAGCUCAUCUGAAGAUUUACUUUGUGAUACCCUUACGAGAAGCAUGUCAGAAGGUAGUACAAUGGAUAAAAGGAAAUUUAAACGAAAAUCUAUAGAUUCAGUUGAAAGUCACGGGUCUAAUGAAACUCUCGAAAGGCGAACACUUAAAUCUAUAUUAAAAAAAUUGUCAGAAGAUGUAACUCCUGCAGAAAGUCCUGAAAAGAGCAGGGAAUUGAGAAAACUAAUUCGAGCACCAACGGUAGAAGGAUACGCUAUGAGGCAUUCAAAAUUCGCAAAAAGUGUUACAUUUCAUCGUCAUACCUUACCCUCACCACCCGCAAGUAUUCCAAUGGAUGAUUCGGAUGACGUUUUUGAAUUACCAACUCCAGCUGUAACUGUACAACAAACAACACCCUCAGAUAUCAAUAAAUCAAUCUCUUUAGAAACACCUCCGCCUCAAGUAAAUAAACAAUCAAUAUUAAAUGCUGAAAAUAUCCAACCGAACCUCAAACAUGAAUACAAACUACAAUCAAAUUUUGAACCUGUCUAUGAUUACAAAUCUUUACGACCUGAAGAAAUUAGAGUACCUUCAGAUAAACCUAAGCUAUCACUAAUAUCAGCGGUUGCAAAUCAAAGAAAGUUAUUAAGAGGGUCAAUUGAAGAGCAAGAAUAUUUUGGAGAAGUACUUUUUGGAAUAAAGAAAGUAAUUCAAAGGCAUUUGUACGACGUCCAAGGCAAAUUUCAAGAAAGAUUUGAUACAUUAGAGAAUGAAGUUCGUAAGCGUGAUGAAAUUAUAAGUCAACUUCAAAAUCGAAUACAAGAGCUAGAAAGGUUAGGGUUACCCGGAGUACCACCAAACACUACUACGGAACAAGCAAUGCAAUUCCAAAGAAACGAUGACUUGAAAACAAUGGGUCAGUCAAAAAAUAGCUCAGGAAGUGAUGAAAUAUCAGGAGUCGAUGAAGGUUUCAUGAGAGGCGAUUCGCUAGACACAGUUUUUACCACUUCUCCGCCGGAAAUAAGCGCUACAGACAUUAAAACAACUACUAAAAAAAUAUCAUCAACGCCAAACUUAAGAGAAACACAAUCAAGUGAGGUUUUGUCGGAAGAAAAACUUACAGAAAUGACGGAAGGAAUAGAACUAUCCAAACUAACUUAUUCAGAACUACAAACGUUAGCUGAAUCGCUGUCUAAAAGAACUGCUAAAACAUCUUCUAGUAAAGAAGAUUGGUCUGUAAAUAAGUCUAAGAGGUUAGAUUUAAAUUUAGACGGAAAAGCCGGUACUUAUUCGAGAAAGCGAGCUGAAAAAAUAAGGCAAAGAAAAUCGUGGGAGGAUCAAAACUACCAAGAGACAAUGGAGUUACAAGAUUUAACAAGGCCACUAUCACCUCACAUGACAUCAGAAAAUCGAUCAUUGCUCAGUCCCGAACAGUCAAGUCUCCGUAUGAGUAGACGAGGAAUACGUCCCUUUCAAUUCUUGGGCACUCACCUCGACAACACUAAAACGAAGAUAAAGAAGACAUUAUCAGUUGAUACUGGAAUGCACCAUACGGGUAGGAAAGACAGAAAACCACUCUCACAACGGCCGCAACGCAAAUUUAGCCUGGGCUCUUUUUUCGGUUACAACCGCGGCGCCGCAGCGAAAAUGAACUGUAAUGAUGUGGUUGUGGACAUAGACAGCGACUACAGUUGGAGCGAUUGUAGUUCAACAUCGUCAAGUAGUGACUCGGAGUCAAUUCCUCGCACGCCAGUUUUUGAAGAGUUCAUUGAAAGCAACUCAAGAUCGCGUUGCUUUUCUAACCAAGGCCAAGAAUCACCAAUCAGAGCCUACGCCGGAAGUGGUAGCCACUGGGAAGUAAUGAUGCUUGCAGAUGAAUUAGAAAAGAGAGAGAGGGAGAAGGAAAGAGAUGAGAAUAAAAGACUACAGUACCCCGUGGGCUUAAGAGACUUAGAAGAGGAAUCCGACACCCCACAUCGAGAAGACAGUCCAGACGAUCUGUCCAACAUGGAAGACUCAAAUUCAACGACCCAACUACUGUCUCAAUCAAUCAGCGAGGCAUCGCACAAGUCAAUGGAAACCUCCUUCACGGAGAGUAGUACGGGGAGACCGCAUCGAGUUGGAUCUGUUGGAGAACAAGUAAGACCGACUUCGUCCCUUCUACAAUCAAGGGGCCUCAUCCUUCGAGCUGCAAGUUUAGACAGAGAGAGAACGACCCCUUCUCACUCCAGACGGUUCGGCGGCUCCCUUAAGAGUUCCAGCACGGACUCACACAAGAAUCUCAAGAGACUCUGAUCCGCUUUCCAUCACGGCCCAACGUGGACCAAAAAUUUAAAUAAAACUAUAUUAAACAUUAACCAGAAAUAUUUUGCAUGUAAAAAUAAAAUACAAAAUCAUAUAGAAUAUAAUUUAGACACGUCUAUAUCGAAACAAGAUAUUACUUUAAACGAUAAGAUAAAUAGUACAUCAAAUUCUGGUCAAAGUAAUCAUAUAAUAUAUAUAUAUAUCAUAUUCCCAACCGUAUUUAUUGAAAAUUUAGAUAUGGAUUUUGUAAGUAACGGACGAGAGAAUAGUUAUCGACUUCGCGACGACCAACCUAUUGUUGGCAGUCAAUUAUUAAUAAUCAUUGUAAUAACGAAUGAUAAACGUUUUUUCUUAUUUUAUUUUGUUAUAAAAUGUAUAAAGAUUCGGUUUAUCGAUAUAUUAAACAAUAGCAACCUGAGCCAAUGCAAGCUA
Molecule: messenger RNA, 6483 nt
Organism: Vanessa tameamea
Lineage: Eukaryota; Metazoa; Arthropoda; Insecta; Lepidoptera; Nymphalidae
Gene: Cngl
Exons: 28
Coding region: 172-6042 (1956 amino acids)
Biological process (GO): monoatomic ion transport; transmembrane transport
Cellular component (GO): membrane
Molecular function (GO): protein-containing complex binding; monoatomic ion channel activity
Source: RefSeq, a predicted model, not a curated record